AUGGGCGCAAAAAGAAAGCGCAUCUCGACUUUCAGCCGGUGCUGCCGCCGACGGCCAGCGAGUGUAGCGGUUGCCGAGAAGGGUGUCUACUGCGUGGUUCGCACCGGCUUGCGCGGCAAGCUCGAAGCUCUGUCAUCGCUUAUACAGACUGCGUAUUCGCCUUGUCACACAUCUUACCUGGACGCGAAGGGCCGGUGGAAUAUUUCAUGUUAUGCAGAGCUGGACGACAUCCCGGAUGCAAUGGUGCCCGGCGCAGUUGUGCAUAUUCCAAUGAAAGAGGUUCUCCAACCCUUGCUGGAUGAAUUGACGGCAAAACUGUGCGCAUGGUGGCACUCCUUACAUCCGGAGUUUUCUGCUUGUGAGCUACAUCGUGUGCAAACCUUCGUUACUCGGUACCGGCCCCAUGAAGGAGAGACGCACUUGACUCGGCAUGUGGACGGGCCCCAUGUGGAUGCAUCGUUCAUUUUGCAAUUACACAGUUCAAGCUAUACUGGUGGUGGUUUGCGGAUAUGGGAUGCCCAAGGCCGGAGUAAAGAUUAUGCCAUUGAGACAGGUGAUUUCUGCAUGUUGGAUCACAUGGUGUGGCAUCAGUCACUUCCCGUCACAAGCGGAGAACGAUGGGUGCUUGUCGUUUUUUGCCAGAAGCGCGAACUCCUUCAGACGUGCCAGACGAUUGAUGCCGAGAAGUUGAGCGCGGCAGCAGACUGCGAGGGCCAGGAUUCGGGACCUGCGAGGUGUCAGCAGGCGAUUUGGUUAGCAACCCAGGCAGCCAACGCCAGCUGCGAUGUAGACAAGGUGCAGGCCACGAAGUUGGUGCUCAUGCUAUCAUCCAGCAGCUUGGAUGAGCGUGAACGUGCAGCUUUUGCAUUGGGCUGCUUAGCUGUUAGCGGCUCAUCUAACCAAGAAACCAUAGUUGGUUCUGGCGCGGUGCCUGUCCUCGUACAAAUGCUUGGAACCUCGAGUGCCCAGUGCAGCACAGAACGUGCCUGGGCUGCAGCUGCUCUUGGCCGUUUGGCCGUGAACUGCCCGAAGAACAAGCAGAUGAUUGCACAUUCGGGUGCUAUCCAGCCCUUGGUUGCGAUGUUGUUAUCGAGCCAGGAGUUGGAGGCAGAAGAAGCUGCAUCCGCUUUGUGCAAUCUUUCAGCCAACCACGAAGGUAACAAACAGCUGAUGACUGCGGCGAAUGCCGCACCCGCAUUGUUAAAGUGUCUGGGAGGGGACAGCCAGAAGCGGCGCAUUUGGGCAACUGCUGCUUUGUCCAACCUGGCAUCUCUUCCAGCCAGCUGCCGCCAGAUGCGUCGUGCUGGUGCUAUCGAGCGCCUUGUGCCUGUACUCUCUUCAGACACAGGCAGGCUACGGCGACAAGCAGCGGCAACUCUGGCCUCGUUGGCCAGAAACGAUGCAGAGACCCGUGCGGCCGUCGUUGAAGCUGGAGCUUUGGAUGCGUUGCGAGCAAUGCUCCUCGACGAGGAGAGCAGCGGCGAGGCUGCCUCUCUUUUGGAGGAGCUGCAAAGCGGCGUCAUGAUGACAGACGUUCCGUUGAGCAUCCGCACAGCGCCGCGGGGCAAAGGCGAGAUCGUGGCUGUGAUUGGGCCCGGGGAGCUGGUGGCUUUCACACCCUUCCCGAAGCGGCCGGUUGCGCUCUCGGACCUCUCGGCACACAGCUACUUGAGAUGUCGGAAGUUGGUGGAGGCAGCCGACGAGGAGAGCCAAAGCUUUUCGGAGUCUGAGCAAGGCUGGAUCUCGUGCAACUCCGAAGAGGGUGGGGUGCACUUCAUCCCGUUCACCGGCACGGGAGACCUUGGCCAGGCCACGUGGAGCUGGAAGAGCUGGUUUCAGAGGAGUUCGUCUCAGAAUUCGUGGCUGAAUCAACUGGCUCGGCUAAAGCUGCCGGCCACAACGGGCUUGGAGGAGAACGUGGGCCCACGCGUGCUGCUGGAUGCUCGCGUCCGUGGCAAGUUUACAGGCAUCGUCGUUUGUGAUGCUUUGGCGGGUUUCGGCAUGGCUGUCAGGCCGUGCAUGGACAGGGUGGCUCUGCGAUGGAUUCGUGAGAACUGUUCCGUCGACGUUGCCUCAGUCUCAAGCCUGGAGCUUGCAGCCCUGCUGGAAAAGCGGACAGUGGAGGAUCGGCACCGACUUGUUUUGCUGCUGGUGCAGGAGCCGCAUGCCUGGGUUGCCAGGGCGCGCCUGAGCGGUUUCCCCGGUGCAUCUCUGGCGAGAGAAGUUGAUGCCGGAAAGUUGGAAUUCGCAGAAGGCAAAAGUACUUGUCUGGAUGACUGGUUGCAGCAGCCCGUUGAGUGCUCUGGCAACUUGCACUCCGGAGGGCUCAUGUCCCUAUGGGCCUGGUUCACACAAGAUCUUGCUCGUGCAGCGAUAGCUUCGCGGCAUGUAGUCCUCUGCAGGGUGGAGGAUCUUCUCUUCAACCCUGCGGCUGUGGCUGUUGCACUACGACGCUUAGUCAUCAAGCAACAGCCUUCCGAUGCACCCGUGCAUCCACCGGCGCAUGACAUGUGGUGGCACCAGGCUAUCGAGUGUUACAGGCAGUGUGGUGCCUUCACGUCCGGGCAGGGCGAUGCCAUCGACGCUCCCAUUGCCGGUCUUCGAGGAGCCCUUGGCUAUGCUGAGCAGGAUUGGCGGACCUGGUCCUCGACUGCAGUGGCGCAGCUGGACGAAGCCAGGUCAAACUUCAGCCGGACAACUUCAUCCGAUCAGGAUGUCGCUCAUACACUUCGGCUUGAUCCAGCGGAUAGCCGAAAGUACACGCUUGAGCAGCUGUGCAGCAAGUAUACCAGCCUCUCACGGUUCGAUGCCGAGCAGUACUUUUGGAGCCACUGUUGGACCACAGAGGAUGUUUCGAGUCAGACUCGGCCCUUUGAGUUCGAUGGCGUUUGGAACUAUUCGUCUGGAUGCUGCACCAUCAAAGCUGGAGAGAUUCGCUGGCAGAGUGGGCUGCAGAGCUACCUGCAAGCCACCAGCGAUGUUGCGUUCAACCUGGAGCUGGAUGGAGAGAUGUUUCAGGGAAAGCUGGCAGAGGGCAAUCGCCUCAUCUUCAGCGACGGAGAUGUCUGGUGGCGGGAGCGGGAGCCCGAGCCGGCGGAGAGCACCAGCACCGCCAGGCUCCUCGAAGGCGGCGAGGAGUCGGCUGGCGGCUGCGGGCCGAAGAGUGCUGGGCCGUGCCAGCGCUUGGAGGACUUGGAAGAGGAUGCCGAGCGCAGUGCAUCCGAAAUCCAGCUCCCUGAGCCGGAGAAGGACGAGAGCGAUCCGGUCACCGUAGAGCCCGAGGAAAGUCUCGGGAACACGGUAACCAGCGAGACAGUGCUGGAUGCCGUGGCAGGCAUUUUCGGGGAGGCCGUGGCGAGGUCCGACGUGAAUGUCGCACGCCGCUGCCUGCAGCAAGUGGAACUUCUGGGCGGCCAAAGUGCAGUCCAGCACGUGCUUGCUCAUCCAGCCUCCACGGAUGCUUUUGGUCACCUUCCGUUCGUUGGUUCGGCCGUCGAUGCUUCCCACACGAUCGUCAAGCUCCUUCUCGAAGCACGGGCAGACAUCGAUGACUUGACAGCCGCAGCCUUCAACGAGAAGCCCCCCGCGGCGAAAGGUGCUGCGUCGACGCAGCGAGAUUCGAGAUCGUCAGACCCUGCGGACGCGCGCUUCCAACAGGGAGAUCUCGGAGCAAAAGCAAGUUUGUGCCAGAAUGGGCUGAAUGCAGGGAAUGUCGCAGAUCCCGAGGACGCGGACCCGAGAAGUGUGCUUGGCCUCCUGCAGGAAGAGUGUCGAGCCUGUGGGCUUCAGGCUGAUGGCACAGAAACAGAACUGGUCGAGAGGCUUGCGAAGUUGCUUGUGCAGAGGUCACCUGCAGUCAACGAUGAGAGAAGUUUGCAAAAACCUCGUCUGCUGGACGGGGUGCGAAUCGUUGAGGCGUGCAGCCUCCCCGCAGGUCCCUUCUCUGCAGCGUCGUUGGCUGCUUGGGGAGCUCAGGUCUUGAAGCUUGAGCUUGACCCUUUGCCAGGAGCGAAAUUGAGUGAAGCAGAGCUUUUCCAGCAGUGCAGCGGGGCAGCUUCCAGUUGGUGGAGUUCUGUGCCUCAGCCAUUGGCGCUUGACCUGGAGUUGCCCUUGGCCCGGCAGGUCUUGGAGAAGACUGUUGCGGAGUGCGAUUGCUUCAUCCACAGCUUCAGGGUCAACUCGGCUGAGCGGCUGGGCCUGGGAAAGGCCCGGCUUGCGGGAAGUCCAAAGCUCCUGAUCGUCAGUCUGUCAGGUCUCCAGAGCCUCAUGGGCCAGCCGUCUUUGUUCGCAUUCCAGGGCUUCGUGGAGACGGAGGAUGGCCAGCCCCCGUCCUCCCAGUGCAUCUCCGCCACGGUUGCUGCGAGCACGAUUGCGCGGCGCAUUGAAAGCAUCCGGGCUGGCGACAGCUCAGGACGAUAUGUGCGCGUGUCGGUGACGGGACCUGGCCGCCUGGACGAGGCUUUCGCGUAG
Molecule: messenger RNA, 4470 nt
Organism: Symbiodinium sp. CCMP2592
Lineage: Eukaryota; Dinophyceae; Suessiales; Symbiodiniaceae
Source: the annotation of a GenBank genome assembly